GGCUUACUUCUUGUUCAACUUCACCUCGUACUUCCCAAAAAAAUUUAAAUGCGUAGGCACCGUGUCUGAGGUCUGGUGCUACCCCGUGACCGGAUGCCAGGGUUUGAGCUCUGAGACAGGACAGUGUAUGACCUCUGGUCUUGCUAUCAUGGGUGUAAGGGACAGGAGUUUUUUUAUUGGCGUCAAUAAAGGUAUGAAUGAAGCGGUGCUGUACGUCUCUCCUAACUUGAAACAAAUACAAGCUUUGACUGACGGCCGGAAUUUAACCCUAUCGUUUCCAGAGAAACCAGAAAUUAAAUAUACUCUACGUCGACCAUCGCUGGCCCCUGCACUAGUACAGUACACCAUGAGUUACAUGGGAGCAUCUAUAGCAGUGGACGCUUGUACUGGCGAGAUCAACAAAUGGCUGGACGAUUGUUUGGAAGAGGAGGGUCUGACCUUCUUCACCACAAGCCAACGGCACAGUCACACAAAUAAGAACUAUCGGCAUUCCGUCUACGUCUUCGCCACUGAGAGCUCCGUAGAAUCCCUCAAUGACCAUUUGCAUUAG
Molecule: messenger RNA, 550 nt
Organism: Physella acuta
Lineage: Eukaryota; Metazoa; Mollusca; Gastropoda; Physidae
Source: RefSeq, a predicted model, not a curated record